AUGAUGAACGCCGUAGAAGACUACAUUCGCGACCGUGUAGACCUAUUCAUCCUGGCGGCGCUAGUCGACAAGAAGGGAUUCUACGAGAAGUGUGGCUACAGCUCUAUCGACGACGAGAUUUUCGUCGACGAGGGGCACAAACAGUGUUGGAUGACCAAGCCUGUGAAUCCACAGCCCGAGGUGUAG
Phytophthora nicotianae INRA-310 is the source of this 186-nucleotide messenger RNA. RefSeq lists its product as hypothetical. The record is from RefSeq and is a predicted model, not a curated record. The transcript has a single exon. Lineage: Eukaryota; Oomycota; Peronosporomycetes; Peronosporales; Peronosporaceae. Bases 1 to 186 code for a protein of 61 amino acids.